This is a messenger RNA of Alternaria burnsii, 1113 nucleotides long. RefSeq lists its product as uncharacterized. Gene Ontology annotation, biological process: transport. The record is from RefSeq and is a predicted model, not a curated record. NCBI's taxonomy places the organism in Eukaryota, Fungi, Ascomycota, Dothideomycetes, Pleosporales, Pleosporaceae. Bases 1 to 1113 code for a protein of 370 amino acids. The transcript is spliced from 3 exons. Gene Ontology annotation, molecular function: transporter activity.
AUGGAUACCUUUAUACUGGUAGCAAGAAACCAUCUCGAGCGACGAAAGAACUCCAAGACAUGUCCAAUUGAGGAUACCCGUGGCCCUGAGAUUGUGCCCUUCGUCGGUAACCUUACAUUCCACCAAUUCGCAACAAUUCUCUCUGGAGCCUGUGCCAUCCUCAGCACAAUCAUCGUCGGUAUUCUCAUCGCCCUUCAUGCAUUCAACUACUCGAAUCCUAUACAACAACGACAGAUCAUCCGGAUCAUGUCACUGGUACCAUGGGUGGCGCUGUUCUCUUUUCUCGUCGUCUGGCAAGAAGACGCAGGAGAAUACCUAGUACAUUCACUUGAUUUCGGCUGUUCCAUCGCGCUAUCGGCAUUCCUGCUGUUCAUGUGCGAUCUUGUGCUCUCGCAUCGUGAGGGCUUUGACGCUUUAUUCGGAGAAGGAGCGAGAGCCAAAGGUACUCUCAAAGAAAACAGUCCAAAUUGGCUGAAACGUAUUUGGUACGGCGUGCUUCAGUUCAUACCCACCAGUAUCAUCAUAUGGAUUGCCACCGCAGCUACCCUUGCUACCGGCACCUACUGCAAACAGUCCAACAAUGUACAUUUCGCACACCUGUGGCUCACGAUUCUGGUCGCAUAUACCACCACAGUCGCUAUCAUCAGUUCCCUCAGGUUCUAUAAGUUCAACCAGAAGUUGUUGAAGGAGCAUCGAAUCAUACUCAAGCUGGCGACAUUCAAGGGUAUUCUUGGUCUGAACUUCCUCCAGUCGUUUAUCAUCUCCCUACUCGCGGGCCAUGGCGCGCUCAAACCCACUAAAUACAUGACAUUCCACGAUAUCAACAGCGGCCUCGCCUCGCUCAUCCUCGCUUGCGAAAUGCCCAUUUUCGCAGUCCUUCUUCUCUUCGCCUUCUCACCAUUACCAUACAAGCAACAGGGUAGUCCUGCUGCAGGGCCGGUCAGUGCUGUCGUUGAUGCUUUCAACAUCUCGGAUCUGUUGUCGGCGUUCUAUCGGGGACCCAUGAGACUGGUGAGAGACCAGCAAAGACAGAUCAUGCGACAGGACAGUAUGAGGAUUGGUAUGGUCCCACCUAGAGAUGACGAUGAGAGGGAAGGCCGAUCCGCUGUGUGA